Momordica charantia (bitter melon) is the source of this 2039-nucleotide messenger RNA. RefSeq names its product 1-aminocyclopropane-1-carboxylic acid (acc) synthase 6 (gene ACS6). Lineage: Eukaryota; Viridiplantae; Streptophyta; Magnoliopsida; Cucurbitales; Cucurbitaceae. Gene Ontology annotation, biological process: biosynthetic process; amino acid metabolic process. The record is from RefSeq and is a predicted model, not a curated record. Gene Ontology annotation, molecular function: pyridoxal phosphate binding; transaminase activity.
AAAUACCCACACGCCCUCUCCUCUUCCUUCAUAAAUUCCUCAACAACACUCACCAUUAAAACCCAAACCAAAUUCCCUCUCUCUCUCUCUCUCUCUCUCUCUCUCUCUCUCUCUCUCUCUCUCUCUCCUGCCAUUUAAAUUACUUUUGUUACUGGAAAUGGUGCUGCAAUCGAGCAAUAAUGCCAAGAAACUUCUCUCAAAGUUAGCCACAGGCAACGGCCAUGGGGAAGAUUCUCCAUAUUUUGAUGGCUGGAAAGCCUACGAUUCCGACCCUUUUCACCCCACUCUCAACCCUCGUGGAGUCAUUCAAAUGGGUCUCGCUGAAAAUCAACUUUCUUUUGGGUUCGUGGAGAAAUGGAUGAGAAACAACCCACAGGCUUCCAUUUGUACUGCUGAAGGAAUUGAUGAGUUCAAGGAUGUGGCCAUCUUCCAGGAUUACCACGGAUUGCCGGAGUUCAGAAACGCUGUGGCGAAUUUCAUGGGAAAAGUGAGAGGCGACCGAGUCAAAUUCGACCCGGACCGAGUUGUGAUGAGUGGUGGAGCGACAGGAGCUCACGAAACGGUGGCGUUUUGUCUCGCUGAUCCUGGCGAAGCAUUUCUAGUGCCUGUUCCUUAUUAUCCAGGAUUCGACAGAGAUUUGAGAUGGAGAACAGGAGUAGAAAUAGUUCCUGUAAUCUGCGAGAGCUCAAACAACUUCAGGCUGACAAGAGAAGCCUUGGAAACAGCGUACGAGGAAGCUCAAAAAUCCGACACCAAAAUCAAAGGCUUACUCAUAACCAAUCCUUCAAAUCCACUUGGCACAGUUUACGACAGGGAAACGCUCGAAACCGCCGUUGCAUUCAUCAACGACAAAAACAUCCACUUGGUGUGCGACGAAAUCUACGCCGCCACUGUCUUCGCCGAGCCGGGAUUCGUCAGCAUUUCCGAAGUGAUCGAAAACGACCCCAGCUGCGACAGAAACUUGAUCCACGUCGUCUACAGCCUCUCCAAGGAUAUGGGGUUCCCCGGGUUUCGAGUCGGUAUCAUUUACUCGUAUAACGAUGCCGUUGUCAGCUGUGCACGGAAGAUGUCGAGCUUCGGGCUCGUGUCGUCGCAGACGCAGCACAUGAUUGCGUCGAUGCUGUCCGACGAUGAGUUUGUCGAGAGCUUCCUUGUUGGGAGUGCUGAGAAGCUCGCAGCACGCCACCGAAGUUUCACUAAAGGACUUGCUCAGGUUGGUAUUGGGUAUCUCCAAGGAAGUGGGGGACUGUUUUUGUGGAUGGAUUUGAGGCAUCUCUUGAAAGAGAAGACACUGGAAGCAGAAAUGGCGCUAUGGAGAGUGAUAAUCAACGAGGUCAAGCUGAACGUAUCGCCCGGGUCUUCGUUCCACUGCUCCGAGCCCGGGUGGUUCAGAGUUUGCUUCGCCAAUAUGGACGACAAAACAAUGGACAUCUCUAUAACCAGAAUCAGAACCUUUGUGCUCCAAAACAAGGAGGCAACUAAGAUUAAGAAACACAAAUUCUGUUGGCGACAAAGCAGCCUUGAGCUCAGGCUAUCAUCUCGAAGGCUUGAAGACAUAAUGUCGCCGCACUCGCCGCUACCUCAAUCGCCAAUGCUCCGAGCCACAACUUAGAGGGGACGACAGUCAUAUUGUGACGAUCACGUUGAAUAAAAUUUCAACUCGAUCGAACACGGAUUUUGACAAGUUAACGAAGAAAUUUACUAAUCAAUCUCUCAAUUGUUGGUUGUGGGUUUUUGGGGUUGGUUUAUUUGAUGGAUUAAUCCUUCCUUCAGUUUUUUGUAAUAAGUUUCCACUGUAAAAUGGCUUCUAAUUCCCAAUAAUUUAGGGAACUUGGAGGCUGUGUGUAGUUGCACGUCGUGGGUGUUGUGGGCUUUUGUAUCUGCAUGCAUAAUUUGCAUUUGUUUCUUCUUUUUCUUUUAUCCUCUUUUUCACUGCUCAAAUGGAUGAGUGUGGAAACUCAAAGAGGGUUUUAUUACAAUUUGUAAGAAACAUUCAUACAAAGGAAUAACAAAGAAGUUUGCUUUUUUCUCUUGGAAUA